This is a messenger RNA of Elaeis guineensis (African oil palm), 5514 nucleotides long. NCBI's taxonomy places the organism in Eukaryota, Viridiplantae, Streptophyta, Magnoliopsida, Arecales, Arecaceae. The record is from RefSeq and is a predicted model, not a curated record.
GCUUGAUCCCAAAUCCCAAUCCCCGAGUCCUCUCCACCCGACACCAAGCCGCCUUUCUAUCGGUCCGAAAGCUCGCGACCCGACGUCUUGGCCCCUCCGAACGCCAAGUCCUCUCCUUCUCCUCGUGGCGGCGAUCGAGCGAGCCCUCGGAGCUCUCCUCAACGAAGGGAUCCGCCCCUCGACGGCGGCUAUGGAACCCUCGGACCAUCCCCACAUCGCCGGCCGAUCCAGGUACGAUCCCCCGCCUCCCCCUUCCCACUACCUCGACCCCAGUUACUACGCCCACCCCCAUCCCCACCUCCACCACCCUCCCUUCUCUCGGCCGCUUCCUCCGCCGCCGCCGCCGCCGGCCCGGCAACACCGGCCGGACCAUGACCGCCACCAUCAACACCACCACCUAGACGACGAGCGCCUCUAUUUUCCUUACCGCAGCCCUCCCGACCCCUUCCCGCUGCCCCUCCCUAGGGUUCCCGACCGCCCGAUCUUCCCUGAGGAUCGGCCGCCCCUGGGCCACACCCACCGGUCUGGCCGCGGGGAGGUGUUCCCCCAGGAACCCUGGGAGGGCGGUGGCUUCAAUGUCGAUAGAUUUCGGUGUUUUGACGAAAGGCCUGAAUAUAUCCGGUUGCAAUGGGAGCAAGAAGCGAGGCAGGGCCUUCCGCUUUCGUAUAGGGGCGAUUCUUACCAUAUGGAGGAGCCGGGUGUUUUUCUUUCUGGCAGCAAGAGGUUGCGGGGGCUCCAAGAUUGUGAUUUAGAGGAGGGUUCUGGCCGGAGGAGCCAGAGGCAGCUAGGGUUUUGGGAUGAUGAAGGUGGGCACAGGCGUGAUCUGGUAUUUGAAUCGGUGCCGCUGGAAUCUCCUCCGGCUCCGGUACCUUCCUCUUGUCCUAGGAGUCUGCGGAAUUUUUUCAUCCCUGAUAGGAGGGGAGAUGCUGAAUCUGUUACCGAACGACGGCUUCCACCGCCAGCCCUGAUGCAGUCCUCUGGUCGUUCUUAUUCUGAUAGAGAUGUAUCUGCCAACAAUGCAAAUCUGGGCUUUGAUGCCCCUGGUGGUAGCUCUAGCUAUGGCUUUCAAGAGAAUUACUUUGGGGGCAACAAAGGCAAGAGGAAGAUGCCCAGUGGAGGAAAUGAUAAUAAUCUAGGACGUCCUCCUAUGAAGAGACCAAGCGCACUGUCCAGAAUACAAUCUGGGGUAUCUGUUUGGAAUAGGAUAGAGGGGAAGUCGUCCUUAUCUUCACCUUCUUCCUGCCCUCAGCUUUCUCCUCCUGAAAUUUCCGAUGAGCACCAGUUGGAAGUGGACACACUGGAUCUCUCUUUUAAAUCUAAUGCAUUGGUGGCUAAGGUUGUGGCCCCCCCAAGUCCAGUAAUACCUGGUUCUGAUGAGAAGAGUCCUGAGGUGACAGCACCAAAGAAGACAGUGGUGAAGAAGAAGAAGAUAGUGAAGAAGAGGGUGAAAGUAGUUGUUCCCAAUGUUGCUAGCCCAUCAGUUUCCAAGGCAAAGGGAGGAGCCCCUAAGGGACACCUGUCAAGCAGUCCUAGCCUGGUUUCAAAUAAUUCAGAAGUAUCAGGAAAAGCAAUAGCUUCUUCUACUAAACCUGUAAAUGAUAUUAACCCUCGAACUUGUCCUAGGAGGAUCAUAAAGAUGACAUCAGUUGAUAAAAACACAGGAAAGAGGACUCCCAAGGCCAUUGCAUCUGAGGAAUUAACAAAACGUGCAAAUGAAGUGAUUCCCGAGGCCAUGCAUUCUGAUGAUACUAAUCCUGCGCUUGGUCAGCAAGAAAUCACAGUCAUGACAGCUUCUAUUGAGAAGAAUGCUGCAGGACAUUCACUCACGGCUGCUAAGUUGGUAGAAGGUGGUGGCAAUGAGGAUAUGAAGGAAAAUAAAUAUGUAAAACUUGGUGAGAAAGAUGAUCAAACUUGUGUGGGUUCAGUUCUUGAAAUGGGAGCUCUACAUGAUGCCAGUUCACAGCCUUGUGCUCAAGGAGAAGCGGUUAUGGUGGCAUCACUUGAAAAUGGCACAAAAGAGGAAUUAUAUAAAGCCUUUCCUUCUGUUGAUAAUGACACCGAUGAGGGUCCUAACAACCAAGUGACAUCUGCAUUGGAUAACAGUGGAAAAUAUACAUAUCCUGAUAAUUGUGUUGCUUCAUUUUUUACUAAGGACUCUUCUUCCUCUGGACUAGGGGGCAAUGAGCAAGUUGUCAUCUCAGUUGGUCCUGUUGCCCCUAUCUUUGGUGAUGAGUCUCUCAAGGGAAAAAAUGUAGAAGGAAAAACACAGAGAGAAGUCCAAAAACAAUUCAUUGUUGGUAUGGCGACAAAAGAGCUUGAUAUUUCUGAUGGAGGGAAGAGCAAAAAUGAAGAUGUUUCCUUACAGAUGCAUGUACAGUGUGUGUCAGCUUAUUUUCCAUCGGAAGCCAAAGAGACAGUUUUAGAUCAAUACCAGCCUGACGGAGCCAUGCAUGGUGAAGAUAUGUCUGUUAAGGAUGGGCCACCUCAAUCUGAUUGUCUGAUGCUUGGAGGGGAUCAUUCACCACUUUCCGCUACAUGUGAAACUCUGCCUGGACUCUUGAAUAGAGAUUCUUCAAUUGUUAACUCCAAAGUCCAAGAUGUUUUGAAUUGUAUAAAUGCAGAACGAUCAAGUCCUCAGCUGUUGGAUAGCAAGGGUUGCAGGGACAAUUACGAUAAUAGUAAUAACCAAAAUGAGAAGCCUAGCACUGAAGGCACAUCUUUGUUAUCAUGUAAGGGUUUAUUGGUAUCAGAAGCUGAAAAGGAUGUGAACUCAGAUAAAGUCAUGUUAGAUUGUCAUCCUGUACCUGAGAAAACAAAGGUAGAAGCAUUGCAUGAUUCUAGAAAGCUGGUAACUGUGGAUUCAAAAGUACUAGGUGUUAAAGAAUCUAUGGCUCAGAAGACCCUCCUGAGCUUAGGAGUUCCAAAGGUUCCUUCCACUCAGGCAAGUCUAUCAAGUUCAGCAAAGGAAUCAGCUCGUACAAGCCAGAAUGCUAGACAUAGGACAUGGCACCGGAAUAGUACACCACCUUCUGCUUCAUCUUCUCAACGAAUUCAGCAUCUAGGAGGUAGUUCAUCGUGUAAGCAGUCACCAAGGAAGCUUGGAAAACUUCAGACUUCUUAUAUUCGUAAAGGUAAUAGUCUUAUUAGAAAACCGGCCAUCAUAACCGCUCCUCAGCCAUCUCAUAAUAAUGAUAAUUCAACUUUGUCGAAUCCAUCUUUCGAAAGACCCAAAACGCCCCCUUUGCCUCUUGGGACUAAGUUAUCAAACUGCACUGCCAGUCCUUCACGGGAGACUUCUCAUCCCUUGUCAGAGAAUCCAAUUUCUGAAACCGGUUUUGAGGGCCAGGUCAGACCACUUGACUUGAUUUCAGGUAGUGUUGACAAUCAAGGUACCAUAACUGGUAAAAAGACUGAAUCCUUAAGUACAAAGAGAAUGGUAUAUGUGAAACGCAAAUCAAAUCAGUUGGUUGCUACUUCUGGGCCAUUUCGUGAUAUGUCUAACCAUUCUUCUGAGAAGGCUCAGACAUCAGCUUCCUUCACAUCAUCAGAUCUCUACUUUAAGAAUAAAAAGAAUCAACUUAUUCGGAAUGCCAUCUCUACAGAUAGUCAGCAGAAGCAAGAUUUAAUAGUUCCUACUAAUGGUUCGAAUUCAGAAGAUCAAAGGGAACCAAAAAAUUCCUCCCUGAAUCACAGCAUGGGGGACCUAUCUAAGAAGAGACCGAUUAAAGUGCUACAGAAGGCAAGCAAACAUUCAAGAUUGCCUCAUGUCUGGACGCUUAGUGGGAAUCAGCUGCACAAAAAAGGUGUUUCAUUAUUAAAUUGUCAGAAGGUCCUUCCAUACCUCUUUCCAUGGAAGAGAACAUUGUAUUCGAAGAGACACUCAUUAGCAUUAAUCACGAAACUGCAGCUUUCUAGGAAAAGAGAUACAAUCUACAAAGUGUCAAAUGAUGGAUUCUCUUUGCGAAAAGCUGGGGUUUUAAGCAUUGGGGGGUCUAGUUUAAAAUGGUCCAGAUCCAUUGAGCGGCGCUCGAAGAAGGCCAAUGAGGAAGCUACAUUAGCAGUUGCUGAAGUAGAGAGGAAAAGGAGAGAGAGAAAGAGGGGUAUGUCUAGUCGUGAUGGUGAAAAGAAUCGAAAUUCUUUAUUGCGGGAGCGUAUUUUUCGCAUUGGUUCCACUCGGUACAAAAUGGAUCCAUCUAGGCGGACAUUAGUAAGGAUUUCAGAUGAGCAGUCAUCUUUUGCUACUGAUCAACAAUCAAGGGACAGAAGUCAGAUAUCUUUGGUUCCAAAGAGAUUAUUGAUUGGCAAUGAUGAAUAUAUUCGGAUAGGCAAUGGUAAUCAACUUGUCAGAGAUCCAAAGAAGCUUGUCCGUAUCUUGGCAAGUGAGAAAGUUCGAUGGAGUUUGCACACUGCUAGAUUGCGUGUGGCUAAAAAACAACAGUAUUGCCAGUUCUUCACCCGAUUUGGCAAGUGUAAUAAGAAUGGAGGAAAAUGUCCUUUCAUUCAUGACCCUGCUAAAGUGGCCAUCUGCACGAAGUUUCUGAAAGGCUUAUGUUCCAGUACUAAUUGCAAGCUAACUCAUAAGGUACUUCCAGAAAGAAUGCCAGAUUGUUCAUACUUUUUACGAGGACUAUGUACAAAUACAAAUUGUCCUUACAGACAUAUAAAUGUGAAUCGCAAUGCUUCCAUUUGUGAAGGUUUUCUUAGAGGAUAUUGUGCUGAUGGUGAUGAGUGCCGUAAGAAGCACAGUUAUGUAUGUCCCCUCUUUGAAGCAACAGGGAAGUGUCCACAGGGAUCUAAAUGCAAGCUUUAUCACCCUAAGAGUAAAAACAAGUCAAAGAAAAAAAAGGGAUUCAUGGUUCAGAGCAACAGCCGGGGACGUUACUUUGGGUCCACCAUUAGCGUGAUCGGUGAGUCCCUAAUAGCUCCGGUAAACAAACUUGAUGGAGGAGAGGGUGAAGAUCUCUUCUGCUCUGAUGGUCGAUUUGCUGAUUAUAUCAGCCUUGAUGUUGGUAAAGAAAGUGGCACUGUGAAACUUAACCUUCCAAUCCAUUUGCAUCCAGCAGAGUCAGAUUCUGACCACUUUGAUAUGCAACCAGAUGAUCUUGAUGCUCUCAUCAAGCCAAUCCGUAUCAUGAAAAGGCCAUGUUGACGUACCCAUCUGUCAGUCUUCGAUAUAGUUUUGGACCAAAAGGAAAAUCCCUUCUUCUCCUCCUCCUCCUCUUUGUUUUGACCAAAUCAAUUCCUCUAUCCUAUUUUGUCGUAUCGUCAUUUUUACUUCGUUACAGGUGGGUGGGUGGUUCUUGUGCGGCUCUUGCUUCCUUCUCCUGCAGCAGUGGCAAUGGCUGUGGCUGUGGCUGAAGUGGGCUGGAGAGCCAGGUAAGUAUCUUGUACAACAUCACAGGCCAUUGACCAAUGAAUUGUGCUAAUAGUUGUAUUAUUUAUGUGAGGUUUUGAAAGAAAAUGUAAAGACUUUUCAUUUCAAUACAAAUGAAUGACCACUUUUAGCUGAUUCAA